This is a messenger RNA of Gavia stellata (red-throated loon), 1156 nucleotides long. RefSeq names its product CD40 molecule (gene CD40). The transcript has 9 exons. NCBI's taxonomy places the organism in Eukaryota, Metazoa, Chordata, Aves, Gaviiformes, Gaviidae. Gene Ontology annotation, cellular component: external side of plasma membrane; CD40 receptor complex. Gene Ontology annotation, molecular function: signaling receptor activity; protein binding; antigen binding. The record is from RefSeq and is a predicted model, not a curated record. The coding region runs from base 1 to 825 and encodes 274 amino acids. Gene Ontology annotation, biological process: positive regulation of blood vessel endothelial cell migration; response to type II interferon; cellular response to tumor necrosis factor.
AUGAAGCGGCUCGGGCUGUGGGGGCUCCUCGGCGCAGCGCUGCUGGGCUGCUGGGAGCCUGGUGAUGCUGUAAGAUGCUUUGAUAAGCAGUACGAACACAAGGGCAGGUGCUGCAACCGGUGUCAGCCAGGGGAAAAGCUGGUCUCCGAAUGCGAUGGCACAGAAGACUCUGUCUGCACCCACUGUGAGAGUGGACACUAUCAGCAGGGCUGGACCAAGGAGAGGCACUGUACCCCCCAUGCUAUCUGUGAAGACAACGCUGGCUUCAUUCUGAAAACGCAAGGAAACGCAACGCACAACACGGUGUGCCAGUGCCAGGCUGGCAUGCACUGCUCUGACACCAGCUGCCAGACCUGCGUGGAGAACCAGCCCUGCCAGCACGGCUUCGGCUUCGUGGAAGCCAAGGCUGUGGCCCGCAUGUCAUCCCCCUGCGAGCCCUGUGCAGAAGGCACCUUCUCCAAUGUCUCUUCUAAAACAGAGCCGUGUCAUCCCUGGACAAGCUGCGAGGAAAAGGGUCUGGUGGUGAAGGUGAAAGGGACGAACACCUCAGAUGUGAUCUGCGAGUCGGGCAGGCGCUCCUCACUGUCGGUGCUGAUCCCCAUCAUGGCUGUGGUCGUCACGUGCCUCGUGGGCAUUGGCAUCUACUGCCUGGUCCACACAGAUCCCAGGCGACGGGUGCAGAAGCAGGUAGAGGCUGGGAAGCCCAUAGAGAUCGUGGAGGCCCAGCAGCCCAGGAGCCCUGUGCAGAAGACCCUGCUUGGGGGCCAGCCUGUGACCCAAGAGGAUGGCAAGGAGAGCCGCAUGUCGGAGCAGGAGAGACUGUGAGGGUGAGGGGCACUGCCUCUGACAGGAGCACAGACCAGGGCCAGCACAGUCUUCUGUCCCCUCUCCAGCUGGGGAGGAAAUUAAUAUCUGGCCUGGCUGCAAAUGAUGUGAUGCUGCAAUGGACCAUGGCACAACCACCCCCAGGAGGAUAGCGCAGCAGCACCUGGUCUGUCUGCCUGCCCAGGGCUGCCACAGCGGAGCAAAGCUCAGCUUCCCGCACGGGGAUGCAGGAGCAGAGCCUGGUCCCAGCGCCUGCCCCGCGUGCUGUGGCAGAGCGCAGUGUGACCCCCUGGCCGAGCCUGGUGCAGCCACUGGGCUGGGGCUGCCGCAG